Messenger RNA from Penicillium diatomitis, 708 nucleotides. RefSeq names its product lysozyme. The transcript has 2 exons. Gene Ontology annotation, biological process: carbohydrate catabolic process; peptidoglycan catabolic process; cell wall macromolecule catabolic process. The coding region runs from base 1 to 708 and encodes 235 amino acids. Lineage: Eukaryota; Fungi; Ascomycota; Eurotiomycetes; Eurotiales; Aspergillaceae. The record is from RefSeq and is a predicted model, not a curated record. Gene Ontology annotation, molecular function: lysozyme activity.
AUGAAAGCAUCUCUGCUAUCUCUUCUCGUGGCCGUUGGGGUUGCGCAGGCCAGCGUGCAGGGGUUUGACAUUUCCGGAUAUCAAAGUAAUGUCGACUUUGCCGGUGCCUAUUCUUCCGGGGCUCGCAUCCAAAUGGACGGAACGCACGAGCUGACGACCAUUGUUGUUCGACAGGCCACCGAAGGUACGACUUUCACCGACAGCACUUUCUCCAGCCACUACACCGGCGCAACGUCUGCCGGUCUCAUUCGCGGGGGGUAUCACUUUGCCCGUCCGGACACCAGCUCCGGGGCCACCCAGGCCAGUUUCUUCCUGGCCCACGGUGGAGGCUGGUCCAGUGAUGGCAUCACCCUGCCGGGCAUGCUGGAUAUCGAGUACAACCCGUAUGGGGCCACCUGCUACGGCCUCAGCGCCUCGUCCAUGGUAGCCUGGAUCCGAGACUUUGGGGAGACCUACAAGAGUGCAACGGGUCGCUACCCCAUGAUCUACACCACGGCCGACUGGUGGAACACGUGCACCGGGGGCAGCACGGCUUUCAGCCAGGACUAUCCGCUGGUCCUGGCUCGGUACUCGAGCUCUGUCGGCACCAUCCCUGGCGGUUGGCCAUAUCAGAGCUUCUGGCAGAAUGCCGACUCGUACGCAUAUGGUGGUGACUCUGAUCUCUGGAAUGGAAGUGAGGCUGCCCUUCAGACUUUUGCUCGGGGUUAA